UUAAUAAAGCCGUUAGCUGGCUAGAUGCAGGGAUUUUCUAUGGGUGCAGACAGAAAAUCAUGUGAACGAUUUAGGAUUAACAAUGUAUGCUCUCGGAGAUAUUAAGUUGAAAACAAUGGCGCUUUUCUGUUGAGCUGAUUCUACAUUUACAUUUUCUUUCAGUUUAACCGCGACUUGUUUCCUUUUCGAAAGACUGGAUUUGCCUUUCAACACACAGUUGUGAGGAUUGGAAGCUAGCUCGUCAGGUAGCAGCAGGCAGCCACAUCAGCACCGCUGUUCCCAGUCACACACGUUAGCAUCUGAGUUAUCGAGCUGCUGGUUUUGAUUUCGCAUGGAUUUAAAGAGCUUGGGGAUUAGCUUUUGCCAAGGUGGAAACAAUUUAUCAUCCUGUGUUGGUUUCUUGCAGAGAUUUCAUCAUGGCAGACAAUAUCAUGAGCAAGGCUGCUACCAUGGAGAUCCCCAUUAACAGCAAUGGGGAUACAGGGACUCUGACUGAAGAUGACAGCCUGGAGCAGGAUUUGCAGCAGGUGAUGGUGUCUGGACCCAACCUGAAUGAAACCAGUAUCGUGUCAGGAGGCUAUGGAGGACCGGCUGGGGGCAUCAUUCCAACAAGCUCCAUCAAAGGGCCUGGAGUUCGCUACAACCCUGAGUAUCUGGACAGAGGACGGGCCCCUGCACCAGGACUAGACAUUCGCAUGAAAUCCAGGGGUGUUAACCUGCCUUAUAGUAAUGCUUCAGCCAGUCGACUAGCUCAUCACACAAACCAGCAUCCAGGGUCACUGAAUCAUAACACUAAUUCAACUGAAGAAGUUUCUCGUGGUGUGGCAGUGGAGAAACUGGACAGUGUAAAGAAAUGGGGCAUUAAUACGUACAAGUGUACAAAGCAGAUGUUCUCAGAGAAGUUCGGCAGAGGCUCUCGAACGGUGGACUUGGAAUUGGAAGCCCAGAUCGAUGUUUUGAGGGACACCAAGAGCAAAUACGAAAACAUCCUAAGACUGGCGACUGCGCUCAUCACUCAUUUCCAAAGCAUGGUGCAAACGCAGCAGGCUCUUGGGGAUACAUUCACAGACCUGAGUCAGAAGUCCCCCGAGUUACAGGAUGAAUUUGGGUAUAAUGCAGAAACACAAAAGCUGCUGUGCAAGAAUGGUGAGGCUUUGCUGGGUGCCAUCAAUUUCUUUGUGUCCAGCGUGAACACCCUGGUCAAUAAAACCAUGGAGGAUACUCUGUUGACAAUCAGACAUUAUGAAAAUGCAAGACUUGAAUUCGAUGCCUAUCGCUCUGAUCUGGAGGAGCUAAGCUUGGGUCCAAGGGAUGCAGCUGCUAUGGUUCGCAUUGAGAUGGCUCAGCAGGAGUACCACACCCACAGAGAGAAAUAUGAGCGGCUUCGUAGUGAUGUGUCCAUCAAACUUAAAUUUCUGGAGGAAAAUAAGGUGAAGGUGAUGCACAAGCAGCUGCUUCUCUUCCAUAAUGCAAUCUCAGCUUACUUUGCUGGCAACCAGCAGCAGUUGGAACAAACUCUAAUACAGUUCAAUGUAAAGUUAAAGCCUCCAGGGUCAGACAAGCCUUCCUGGCUGGAGGAGCAGUAAUGGACACACAAAGUUCAUCUGCUUCUUGACAUUUUCAGUGACGCAACAGAUGAGUGGUUCGAAGGAUAUAUAUUAAAUGAUUAGGACCCAGAUUAAAAACCUUUUUGUAAUGUUUUUUUAGUAUCAUUUAUGACAUAGAUGAAAAUAUUCUUUUUUUCUUUUUGUUACAUUGCAAACCUCUUAUUUUGCUAUUCUUAUAGUUGGCACAAUCAUUUUCAGACAUGUCACUUAUUUAUGUUCAAGGUUGUAGUUUAGUAUGGAGGUUCCCUCGGGCAGUUUUGCACAUUAUUUUUAAUUUUUACCUAAAGAUACAUGUAACAUGUUGGUGUAUAUUAAAUUUGAGGAAGUCUACAAGUUGGAGCAGCACAUCACAUCCCUGAGAUGGUGUACAUAACGUUAUGACAUAUCAUCUUUAAAUGGUAUUUAUUUUCUAAAUCAUGUUCUUCAAAUUAACCUAUCGUGUUUCUCCUGUCACUUUGUGAAAUACCUUCCAGAAGGGUCAUUGUACAAUGAACUAAUAUUUGCAAUGAAAUUACUUUUUUUCUUUACUCUGAUAAACAGUCAUUAUCACUUUGGUCUUCUAAUUUUUUGAUUAUCCCCAGAUACACUAUGCUGUAAUGAGCGCAGCAACACUACAGGCUUCUUUCUUUCUUUUUUUCUUUUUUAAAACAAACUUUCUUUACCCUAGUGUGUUUUGUCAUAUUCCACAUCAGUGCAUUUGUUUGAUCCUUUGUCAGUAAAUGCAUAUAUUUCAGUUACAUAGACUAAAAAAUAAUCAAUUUCAGCCAAGUCAAUUUUUGACUGGUAUAAUAGCAGGUGACUGUAAAGCUAUGAACAGGAUGCGAGACUUGUUCUUAAAGUCUCAAACUAUAGAACAUAAACAGUAAACCCCUAAUAAUGAAUGCACUUUAGUUUAAAAACAAAGGUCAGUGUCCCUUCCAAGAUGGAAUGUAGAUCGUACCUUUUUUCAUAUUUUAUUUAUUCACCUGUUUGUAACAUAUGUGUAUAAUACUGAGGGUUCUCUAAGGUUGUAGUUGGCUGGUUGUAUUUUUCCUCUGUCUGCAUUUCCAAUAAAGUGCUGGAUGUUAUAAGUUUCAU
Molecule: messenger RNA, 2684 nt
Organism: Poecilia latipinna (sailfin molly)
Lineage: Eukaryota; Metazoa; Chordata; Actinopteri; Cyprinodontiformes; Poeciliidae
Product: arfaptin-2-like
Exons: 9
Coding region: 417-1586 (389 amino acids)
Biological process (GO): regulation of Arp2/3 complex-mediated actin nucleation; intracellular protein transport
Cellular component (GO): trans-Golgi network membrane
Molecular function (GO): protein domain specific binding; phospholipid binding
Source: RefSeq, a predicted model, not a curated record